CCAUCGACGAGAACACGUCAAUAAAAACUGGACUUAGUGUGUCCACUGACAACACAGUUUCUGAGUAGUGUGCGGCAGUGUGCGCAAGUCAACCCAUACAACAAAAAAGUCAUUUUGAACGAAAAAAGACGAAGCCAUCAAAACGAGACUAGGCUAAUUUCAACUGUUUUCUUUAUAGUAUUCGCAUUAUUAAUUUAUCAUUGUUGAUUAGCUAAAGUUCUUUUGUUUUGUGAUGUUUUGGACCCCUAUACAGUUGGCAUUUUAACGAUUAAAAUUACAUUUAUUACAAGUGAUAAAGCUCACCGCAUAGCCUAACAGCAAGGUAAUUACAAAUUUAGUUAAUUGAGUGUCACUGAAUAAAUUAAACACUUAUUAAGUUAUUUUAAUUAGCAUAACAAUUAUUUUUAUAAAGGAUAGGCCGCUUAUAUAGGCUCAACUCUAACUAGUCUAACUUAAGUCUAACUAACUAAAUUAAUAGAAAAAAUAGGCUUACUGAAAUUACUAAUAAUAGUUACUUAUACUAAUAUUAAUAUUGUUACAUUAAUAAUGUAAAAUAACGUUAAAUAGUUUGGAUAGAUGGGUCUACCUGGUCAUAUUAUUGACGUAGUCGUAGUGACGUGAUUGACGUGAAUGUGAUUGUGAAGAAUAAACCUCCUAGAGGUAAACCUACCUAAUAUUAAAUUAUUAAUUGUAAUUAAUUAUACACAUAAUUACUAUAAUAAUUUUACAGGCCUAUCUAAUUUAUCUACUAUUAAUAAUCUAUAGGCCCUAAUGUAUCAGUCAUCAGACUUUAUGUGUUUUUUGUUGACCCCAAGGCUAAAUUUAUUUGAGACUCGGACCAAAAAAUUAAAGACUAAAACGUAGACGUAGUGUAAAAAAAAACUAAAUUAUCACUCAAUCAUAGCUCUUACUCUUACAUUAUCAUUAGGCUACAACGUGUGUUAGUAGUCAGUGCCAUUAAUAAAUUAACUCAUUGCUGAUUAAUCUUUAACUUUAGGCCUAAGUAAGUCUUAAUAAGUAUCUUAAUAAGUUCAGUCAGACAAUAAUCUAUUUUAUAUAAUAGGCUGAAUAGGCCUACUAAAUUCAGUGGCGAGGAGUGGGAGGCCUGUCUUCAUCGGCACUUAUUUCAGUAUAUUGAGGGGCUGCAUUUUCGCCCUGGGGAGAGUUUUUUCCAUGGAAAAGGAGGGUUGGUGGGUGGAGAUUUGACUCCGGGAUUCUAAAUCAACCCCAAGGGUGCCAGUAUCCAUGGGGUGAGGCGGGGGGGGGGGGGGGUGUCAAGGAAGACUCAGAAAUUGUUGAAGCAACAACACAAAACAAAAACUACAUUCUUAUUAGCAGCAUUAUUUAUAUAGAUGCAUUAUGUAUGUUUCUAUCAAGUUAAUUUAAGAGUAAAAUAACCAAAACUGAAGUAUUUUCAUAUUGUCAUAUUAAUUUUAUCUCAUCGCUUUAAAAUCCAGGGGGUGGGGAGGGGAGGGUACUUGAAAUGUUUUGAAAUAGAAAUGGGAUGUGGCACAGCAAAAAAAAGGUUAAAGAAUCCCUGCUAUAUAAACUUAACGCUUUUAUCACAUUCACAUCAUAAUCAUCUUGUCAAGUGCAUGUGAGUGCCAUUGUGCAUGAGAAACUCACACAGUCAGUUAUAGACUUAUAAGCCUAAGCAAUUUAGUAACGAUUUAAAUAAAUUAAUUAAAUAAAUUGAUGGCUAAUUAGUCUUAGCUUAGUCUUUUACUGAGUCUUACUAUUAGUCUAGUCAAUAAAUAGAAGUUAACACAAUAUGUUGUUAAAAUAUUUCAUGUAAAAUAUCUUAUUUUAAAAUAGUUAAGUACAUUGCGUGAAAUUUUAUUGAUAUUUUAUUUUAAUGAUUUAAUAUUUUAUCGCAUGAUUCUUGACUUACUUUAGGCUUUACAUAAAUGUGAGGAAUAUACAAGAAUUACAAGAAACACCACCAUACCAUUCAAUGAUAUAGACCUAGUAUGUUCUAUGUAUAGGCUAAUUUAAAUUUGUUAAAGUAAAUGAAUUAGCCUACUACUUGCUGAAGCUGCGAAGAGUUUUUAUUUUAAAAAGUCAACCCAAAAAAAAAAGAGACUCAAAGUGAGAUCAAGAAAAUAAAUACUGCCAUCACCAAGAUGGAGUAUGAGAAAGUUGGACUUCUCCAUGAACAGUUUGUCAGACAAGCUAAAGCUACACCUGAUGCCAUAGCUGUGGUCAGUCCAGAUGGUGAGUUGAAUUUCUUUUUCCAAUUAGUUUUUGAUGCAUCAUUUGAGAAUUUUUUUUACAAGUUUUUAAAUUAUGAUAUAUUGGGAAUUAUUCAGCAUUAUGCAUUUUUAAGUUCACCCUUACAUCACAUCCCCAAUCCCCAACUUCUCUUACUUUGUCUGAAAAUAGCAUUAAAAGACUUUUUAUGGUUGAAUGCAUGCCAAUAUCAUUAAAAGACUUUUUAUGGUUAAAUGCAUGCCAAUAGCUUUAAAAGACAUUGUACAGUUGAAUGCAUGCCAAUAUCAUUAGAAGACUUUUUAUGGUUGAAUGAAUGCCAAUAGCAUUAAAAGACUUUUUAUGGUUGAAUGCAUGCCGAUUGCUUUAAAAUACAUUGUAUGGUUGAAUGCAUGCCAAUAUCAUUAAAAGACUUUUUAUGGUUGAAUGCAUGCCAAUAGCUUUAAAAGACAUUGUACGAUUGAAUGCAUGCCAAUAUCAUUAAAAGACUUUUUAUGGUUGAAUGCAUGCCAAUAGCUUUAAAAGACAUUGUACGAUUGAAUGCAUGCCAAUAUCAUUAAAAUACUUUUUAUGGUUGAAUGCAUGGCAAUGGUGUUAAAAGAUUUUGUACAGUUGAAUGCAUGUUGAUAGCAUUAAAAUACAAUGUUUGGUUUGAUUGAGUGCGUGCCAUAUCUUUUUGUAUUCUAUUACAAACGAAUUACAAGUUAUCCUAUAACUUACAAUUUCAGAAAAUGCAAGUGUCACAUUUGGGCAGUUGGAUAAAUGGACAGACACACUGUCCAUCACACUGCAGGAGCUGGGUGUCCAAGCAGAAACGUCAGUUGGAAUAUACUUGGAGAAAAGUGUUGAUUUUGUGGCUGCUUACAUUGCUAUACUCAAAGCAGGUAUGAAACUGAUCAUCAUAAAAGCUUUCAAAACUAGCUCAGCCAAUUUGUCCUUCACUUAAAUCACCAACAGUGAAAUAUAUUGUAAAAAUUCACUUUGUUUGAGCUUAAAAAAUGAAAUCACAAAUAUCGUAAUUAGAAUAUGUAUAAAUGGCUGAUAAAAGGCCUUUUGAUCCAUUCUGUUAUUUAUUUUAUGUAUCUUCAUGAAUUUUUUUCCUGUAACAGGUGCUGGCUAUCUUCCCCUCGACACUUCAUACCCUACCCCUAUGCUAGAGUCUGUACUACAGGACGCUGAACCUAUCAUUGUUAUAGCAAGUACAGACUUGGCACCCAAGAUUGACACCUAUCCAUGUAAGAUAAUUUUGUUAAUGAUUCUCCUUUAACAAUGUGAUAAUGUGAUCAUGAAGUAAUGCCCACUAUUUUGUAAUGACUAGUAAAAAUGACCCAACUAAUAUGUCUCCAUCUGCAAAUAAGACUUUUUAAGGAAGAGUAUUUUCUUAAUUUAAAAGUAUAAAUAACUGAUCUAAUUGCUAGGGGUAGCAAUUUUUACUAAGGUAAAGUCAGUUUUUUCUGUUAAAAUUUUUUUUUUAGGAUUAAUGACAACUAUUGGAACAAAUUUUUUUUUAGCCAAGCAGGUCCUUGUCUUGGAAGAGGGAUGGCAGAUCAAGUUUAAACAAGAAAAUGAUGAGAAAAAUGCCACUUUAAAAGACCCAAAAACCAAUCUGGAUAGUUUGGCCUACACUGUGUACUCCUCUGGAACAACUGGCAAACCCAAAGGUACAUUUAAUAUUUUGGCAUUGUGCAUUAUAAUUAUUUAAACAGUACAUUUAACUAGAUGGGAUACUAAAAAAAAAUAAAAGAUGUUUAUAUUUUUAUAUUUUAAAAUAUUGACUAAAUUUAUAUUUAAUUAAAGAAACAUUGUUCUUUGAUUACCCAUUUAGCUAUAUUUGCAGAAUUGACAUUUUUUAAAACAAGUGACAAUUUUUGUUUUGAUAAUAUACAUUUUUUAUUUUCUUUGCAUGUUUGCACACAUAAAAAUAUUUUUUUUAAAAAUCAAGAUUUUGUUCUUCAAGGAAAGCAUUUCUUUAUUUAAGGUAUAACAUGCCCGCAGAGAGGAGCAGUUUACUCAUACCAUCACAGACACACCCACUUCCCUUAUGAGGAGGAGGAAAGAGAGGCCUGCAACAUAUUCUUUGUAUGGGAGAUGCUGCGGCCCCUUAUGAAGGGUGUCCCCAUGUACAUCAUGAGCAACCAUGUGGUGUACGACCCCCCGCUGCUGUGCGAGUUCCUGGCCAAGCACAGGAUCACUAGAAUGCUGUUCACCCCCAGUCUACUUGAAACGGUGGUCAACACAAUACCACCUGAUACCCUCAAGGAGUCCUUCAAAACUGUCAGGUAAAAACUAAGAUUGGGCUCUGCCAUUUCUGGUCACACAAGCAGACCUAUUUACUCUAACGAGUUUGGCGUACAAUGUACGAUUUUGAGGUGUAUACAUUAUAUAUACUGUAUAUUUAUUUUUUACUAAUAAAUAUAAAGUAUAGAACAAUUUUGUGAUAAUAUUGUACGAUUUUAAGAGUUUGAGGGUAAACAGUUCUGCACAAGCAAAGAUAUUCAUUGAUAGAGCUAAACAUAAUUAUGGGUUAAUUGAAAAUAAGUUUUUCAAGAUGGGUGAAGUUUAGUUUGAAAUUCAUACUACAUAGAAAAUGCUUUUUAUUUAUUUAGCUCUGAAAAUUAAUUUCCUGCAGAGCAAGUAUUGAUGUAUGUGAAAGUAUUAUUUUAUGGUAUAUUCAUGUAAAAUGAAUGCACAAUCUAUAUAGAAUCUGUCUCUAGACAGGUAUGGUUCUGUGGUGAAGUAGUGACAACCUCCCUUCUAGAUCGUUCUAUGACAAACAUGCCCUGGAUACGGUUCAUCAACCUGUACAGUAUAUCAGAGUGCCAUGAUGUUGCCUGUGAGGAUUUGAGUCAGUACUACAGAGAUUUUAAGGUAAAACUUUUGUGCCGUUGUUUUAAACUCUUUCCUCACGUGAGGUUUCUCUGCAUUUUGACUGAAAUCAAAAUACAGGAGUCUGAAAAAUAAAUUCAUGUACCAGACAGAAAACAUACACUAACUUAAACACAAAUAACCUGAAUACUUGUUUUUGGUAGCCAUGGAAGAAAAUGAAAGGAGAGCUGAUAUUUACAACAUUUAUUAAGUAUGAGUUAGUUGGCAGUCGUUGGAACACAAACGUCACAGAAACGACCAACUUACCUCAGAAAUAGUUUUAUUUAGUCUAGGGGUGUGCCGGACCCCGGUCCGGAAUCCGGUUCCGCCGGAUUUUGCACUAUCCGGUGAAAUCCGGUUCCGCCGGAUUUACAUGUAUCCGGAACAACCGGAAUCCGGAAUAUACCGGAUUUCGGAAUUUGCCAGAUUUUGUGACUCACCGGAUCAUAAUCUGAAAUAAAAGUAAUUCUCUUUCCCGAAUUUCACACGAUCACGAUACAUUAAUCGAUUGUUUCGAGCGUUGAGCUUGUUUAAUGUUUAAUAUUCCGUACAUACCAGAGGCUAGAGUCAGCACCGCUAAUAGUGGCCAAUAGUGUAGGGACUUUGAUAAGAAAAUUUAAACUUUUUGUAAAAAUAAACCAAUGGCAUAGUUGAAAAGAUGUAAUUUUUUAAAGAAUUAUAACACCAAAAUCAUAUUUUUAGCUGUUGUAGUUUUAAAGUUAUGAAUUUUUAAAGUACGACUUGGUUUGUCAUUUUUUAACAUGGACUGCAUCUCCACAUUCUGUGAUCUCAUUCCACCAAUCCCGUCAUGCGCAAUGACUAUAUAGUUUAUAUAAGGCAACGCAUUCCCUGCCUUAUCACUAAAAUACUGUUUAGACUUAGUUUAAACUUUCAACUUUGGCACAUGAAUAAUUAAUUAAAGCUUUCCCUGACCAAUGGUUUAAUAGUUUUUGCACACGGCAAACUCUUAUGAAUGAAACUCUGAGGUAGUACUACGAUACAGUUAUGCAAGUGGCUGUGAAUGGUUGCCAAUGACAACGUGUUGCACACGGUAAAUUCUGAUCAUUUAUAAUAUGGAUUCUACCGGGUUGUUAAAGCUCAAAUUAAAACAUUCCAGUUUAAAUGUCUUUAAAUGCAUUCUGAAACACAAGUUAUCAAUUAUUUUGAUGUAAAUAGUGAUAAUAAAUUAAUAUUUCCUAAGUAUCGUCAACUUCCGCCAUUAAAAAGGGGGGCGUGGCCAACCCCAUGGCGAAAUUAGGUUGAGCGAGCUGCAUAACCUGCUGCGAACGCGUAGAAACAUGGCGUCUCUCGUAAGACACUUAUCCAAAUGGAACGGAACUCAAAUAUAUAUCGAAAGUACUAAUUUAAUAAUAAAUAGACACACACAUCGGAAAAUUAAAAACUCGGAUUUUUUGGCGCCGAUUGCGAAUUCCCAUACACAAAAAGUAGUAGUCCACCUUGACUUACCGAAGUAUCUACCAAUAGUACCAAAAUCCGGAAUCCGGGAGAAACCGGAAUCCGGAUCCGGCGGAUUUCGCAUAAGAAAAUCCGGAUCUGGUUGGAAAAAACGGAUCCGGCACACCCCUAAUUUAGUCUUCCCAUCACUAAUAUAAAUGGAAUAAAUGAUUCUCAGACAUGUUUCUUUAAUGGUACCUCAUAUUUUCACUUUUCCCUAACAGAAACAGGAGUGCCAGUUUAAUAUAUCAGUGCAAUAAAUAUGGAGAUAAACUGAGUAACACAAACAAAACAGAAAAUAGUAUCUCUAGGAUCUGUGUCUGUUUUAAAUACUAAGCAGUUUUGAAAGCCAGUAUAUUGGCACUCAGUAUGAAGAGCAUUAAAAAAAGGUUUUGGACCAAAAUGUGCUAAAUUUCAACAAUUACUGGUAUGUUUUAAAAAACUUAUCAGAAGAAUAUUUUGAAACCCUUUAAAUCUUUUUUGAAGCAUUUUAAAAAUAAAAAUGAUUAAAUCCUGUUUCAUAAAUAUUGAGACAUGUAAUUAAGGAAUUUUGACAUUGGUUUUAGCUUUCAGUCACACAACAAAACUGGUGACAUCUAGCCUAUGGCAUUUAAAUGUGACAUUCCUUUGACAGGAUUCCUUGAUGUCCAGGAAGUUUUGCCCAGUUGGCCAUAUCAUGGAAGGUGUGGAGAUUACCAUUUUAAAUAAAGAGGGCAAAGUUCAGCCUGUUGGAAUGUCUGGAGAGGUCAGUAUUUAUUAGGAUUUAGUUCUGUUAGCUUAUGUCACAUUCAGUUGCAGAAAACACUGUUACAGGCUGAGUGAGAGAAAGCAAUAAAAUAAUGGAGCCAAUGAAUUUAGCGGGGGAAAGAUAGACAAAAUGUGUUAAUAUAGAUUGCAAUUGAUAAAUUAAAAAAUCAGAGGCGUAGCGUGGUGGGGGCAGGGGAGGACAGAUGUCCCCGGGCGUCCCCGGGCGCCAGCUAGUUAGGGGCGCCAAAUUGUGCUUUGAUAUUAUUUUAUUGAUGAAAAUAAUGGGUUUGAGAGUUGAAAAAAAGAAAAGGGGCGCUAAAAAUGGAUCUUGUCCCCGGGCGCGAAUCUUGUCCCCGGGCGCCAAACACCCUCGCUACGCCACUGUAAAAAAAUACAUAUUUUGCUUCUUUAAAUAUGUGCCUAUGCACAUCCUAUGUCUCACUGUAUGCACUAGACAUUUCAUUGCAUACAUACUUCAGAUGUCAAAGUGACACUAAAAUAUGAAACAUCUCUUUAAAACUAUAGAUGUAAAAUAUUGGUCUGAGGUUACAGUAAUAGACUUAUCAAAUUUAAAGUUUCAAUUUCAAGGUAAUUUAAGAACAUUUUAAAUCUGCUAAUCCUAGCAGAAAUAACAUUUUAAAUCUGCUAAUCCUAGCAGAAAUGACAUUUUAAAUCUGCUAAUCCUAGCAGAAAUAGUCUUCAGUUCAAAUGAUCAAUAUUUUUUAUUGCUUAACAAAUUUAUCUCUUUUAAUUCAAGUUUUCAAGUAACAUUCCAAAACUUUAAUCAUAAGUUAGGAAGUGAACAAAAUGAAUUUUUUAAAGUAACAGUCAAUUUAAUUAAUUGCUGUUAGUAAAUUAGUCUUGCAGCAAUUUUAAACAAAACAGAAACUGGAAGCAAAAUAAAUAAGAAAGUAAAUCACUUCUGAUUUCUUAUACAGUAACCAGAAUUUCUUUGUUCCACUCAGAUCUAUGUCAGUGGACCAACACUGGCCAGGGGUUACCUUAAUCGUCCAGAGGUCCAGAAACAGCGAUUUGUUUUCAUGGAUGUAGAUGGCCAGAAUAAGUGAGUUCCAAGUUUGUACAGAGAAAAACUGCAGGCUCAAAACUAGUUGUAGAGUAAAAUUUUAGUUGAAUGUUAAAUAUAAAAUGUAUUGAAUUCUUCAUACAACACAAUUUGGGGAAAUAUUUUAAAAGUAUUUAGUGUUUGCGAGCCUUAUGCAGGAAUUUUGAACAUGUUACAUCAACAAAAUAACAGUCCUUUUUUUAAUGAAUUUAAAAAUCUAAUAAUCAAAACAGGAAGAAAAAAAGAUUAAAUGAAGGAACAGCAUUUUAGCAGAUAAGUUAUAUACAUUCUUAACAUAGCAGAUAAGUUAUAUACAUUCUUAACAGUGUCACCAAAAUGUUCACAACUAUACAAUACAAUAUUUUUUUUAAUUAUCCCUGCUGCCAUGGCUAGGCGCAUGUACCGUACAGGAGACUGGGGCUAUAUGUUGUCUGGUGGCAGUCUAGAGAUAUGUGGACGUGUGGAUUCUAUGGUGAAAAUUAGAGGCUACUCUAUAGAGGUUCAGGUCAGUUUCCAUUUGGAAUUUAAAGUUGUAUGUUUUACUGGAUUAUGCUGCUGGGCUCACAAUCAAACAAUGAAAUUUUAUGCGGUAAAAAAUUAUGAGCUGUGUUUGUUAUAUCAAUAUUAGAAUACUGUUACAUCCUAUUGGCAGUAAAUGUUUUUUGUAAAUUUUUUACAUAAUAUUAAAAUUUUAACUUUACCCUUUAAGGUAAAUAUAUUUAUAUUUUGAAAAGCUUAACAUAUAUUUUUCACUAGUUAUUUCCAUGAGUGCUUUUGAACAAGCUCACAGCAAUGAGGAUGUAUUGGUGAAUAGAUUUUUGACAAAACAAGAUGAAAUUGCAAAACAGCUCAUAAUGUGCAGUGUCAGUUAAAUUUAGAUUGGUAUGUUAACUUUACUAUAGAUGCAACCAUUUUUGUUCUGGUAAAGUUAUCAUCUUUCUGAAAUAUGCUGUUAUAGUUAUCAUCUCUGCAGUAUGCUGGUAUAGUUAUCAUCUCUCUGAAAUAUGCUGGUAUAAUUAUUAUCAUCUCUGCAGCAUGCUGAUAUAGUUAUCAUCUCUCUGAAAUAUGCUGGUAUAGUUAUCUCUCUGCAGUAUGCUGGUCAAGAUAUGCUCUCUCAGCAGUAUUCAUUUGUUACUUAUUCUGGCAAGCCAAUUUAGAGCCUAAAUUACUUAUAAAUAAAACAUUUUUUUUUAAACAAUAGGCAGUAGAGUCUUGUUUACUGUCCCUACCCAUGGUCAAAGCUUGUGUUGUCCUAGUGCGAGGUGACGAAGGUGACGACAAGUUUCUUGUGGCGUAUAUCGUCAGUGAAAGGGAAACUACCAAAAAAGAGGUCAGAGCAGAACUGAAAAAGAGGCUGCCGUUUUAUAUGAUCCCAUCCUACUUUCUGUUUCUCCAAAGGUGAGAGGUCAAACACCAUACUACUCAUUUCUGCCAUAUCAACUGCAUGUUUUAAAUAACAUUUCAAUACUCAUCCCAUGAUUAUAAUAAACUGAAUACUGGCAACCAUUUCAGCAUUCCUGUGGUAGCAGCCACUGGCAAGUUGGACAAGUCAGCAUUGCCAGAUUUUAACUCUCAGCAAAUGGAAGGUGUAGGCUCAGAAGGGAGACCUUCCACAGUGACAGAGGUCGCCCUUGCUGAAAUCUGGAUAGAAGUUCUGCAGCUGAAAGAGGUUGACAUUCAGGAAAGUUUCUUUGACCUGGGCGGGUAAUAACAAAAUUUGGUAUUACAGAAUCUAGUCAUUGAUUCCAUAUCAUCAUUCGUGUCUUAGUUAAACAUAAACUGGUCUAUAAAUAUUGUAUAAUUAGCUUUCAUGAACUUCACUGUAUAAAUAGCAUUUUACAAACUUUUGGCUUGGCUUUAUUAGAAAGAGAAUAGUUUUACCAACUCAUUGAAAACACAUUCUAUACUUUAUCUGUUAUUCAACAUUGCAUAUUUGAUCUAUUAUUCAACAUUCCACAUUUGAUCUAUUAUUCAACAUUCCAUAUUUGAGCUAUUAUUAUUUAACAUUCCAUAUUUGAUCUUUUUAUUCAACAUUCCAUAUUUGAUCGUUUUAUUCAAAAUUCUAUAUUUGAUCUUUUGUACAUAAAAUUAGAUCUAAAUUCUCUUUACAUUCAGUUUGUUCCAGAUUUUUAAAAAAUCUGACUUAAAUUUGAAUGUUAAAAAUAUUGCUAAUAAUUUUUCUCAAAUUGUCCAUUCAUACACUGCACGUUUACUAUUGCAGACACUCUCUUAUGGCCACAGAACUCCUGCAGAGGGCCAGAAAGAAGUUCAAGGUUAACCUAUCUGUACGUGACCUAUUUCUGUACCCAACAGUUGCCAGCCUGGCCAAACUCAUCGACGCCCGUUUGUUCAGCCAGGGCUCGGGUGACUCCAAUGGUGCAGUGAACGGGGAAGCUGUUGAGCCUCAAGUUGACCUCAGGGCGGAGGUCAUGCGUCAUGACCAGGGAGUCACAAAGUAAGGCCCUUGCUCAGGUAUCUCAACUCUGAAGUUGUUUGUUUUUCUCUAAUUUUUUAAAGCACUGGAAAACAUCCUUGUGUGGUUCAAAUAAGUAAAAAAUCUGCUUCAAAGUUAAUGCUAUUUUGUUGGGGGGUUCGUGGGAGAUGCUGAUCUUCUAUCGAGCGCCUCCCCAGCCGGCGGAUAGGGGAAAGCCCACCAGAUAUGGAGGGUACCGGGGAUAUAAAAUACCCGGGGUGGACCAAAAUCAGCCCUACUGCCUUGUAGGAAGUGGAGGGAUCCACAAAGGCUAGGGACCUAACCCGAACAAAGGCAGCUACCCAUUGAGCUGUGAGGGGCAACCCCCCAAGUGGUUGUGCGCAAGGCCAACAACCUUGCCAUGUAAAAAAUCAUAGUUACAAAAGCACCGAAAUGCUAUUUUGUUGGGGGGUUUUUUUGUUACCAAAAUAUGCUUGCCUGAAUUGAGCUUAGUUCUCAUCUCAUCUUUUAUGACUUUAGGGUUAACAUUUCUGCCUUUCUACCGCCAUGUGUUACAGAUCUAGUCAGUUUAUGGCACUGAGCUAACCGCUGUUUUUCCUGUUUUUCAUUUAGUCUAGACAUGCAGCUGCGUGCUUUCUGGAGGACAUUCCAACAUGGCCACCAUUUCCACCGGGGUCGUGUACUGCUGACGGGUGCAACAGGAUUCCUGGGAUCUUUCAUCUUGAAAGAAUUGCUGCUACAUACCAAGGUAAACAACAAACAAUCAGAUUUUAACUCAAACUAAGGAAGUACUGUGAGUGAACAUAACUCAAACUUAGGAAGUACCGUGAGUGAACAUAACUCAAACUUAGGAAGUACCGUGAGUGAACAUAACUCAAACUUAGGAAGUACCGUGAGUGAACAUAACUCAAACUUAGGAAGCACCGUGAGUGAACAUAACUCAAACUUAGGAAGUACCAUGAGUGAACAUAACUCAAACUUAGGAAGUACCGUGAGUGAACAUAACUCAAACUUAGGAAGUACCGUGAGUGAACAUAACUCAAACUUAUGAAGUACCGUGAGUGAACAUAACUCAAACUUAGGAAGUACCGUGAGUGAACAUUUUCAGUUUGAUCUGCUCUUGGCAGUAUAAAAAAAAAAUUGUGAUAUUUCAGUUGGUUGUCUACUGCCUGGUCCGUGAACUGCCCCAGAGGUCAGCCCUUGAUCGCAUUCAAAGCACACUCAGACAGUAUGGUAUAUUGACCACUGACAAAUCGACCGAGACAGAAGAACAAGCCCAGCUGGAGGAAGCUCUGGCCCAGAGGGCAACUGCACUAAGAGGUGAAGUGAUGAGUCAGCAAGUACAUGAGCCCAUUGUCUAAAUUAAACUAUGUGUUUAGUACAUGGAUUUCUUCUUCUAUCUGUAUAAUAUAAACAAAGUGUUUAGAACAUGGAUUUCUACUUCUAUCUGUUAAGAAAACUGUUAAAUAAAUUGAACCUACUCCUAUGAAUAUUUGAUCUAUUUGUGAAACAAAGAGACACAAAAAAAAACAACAGAUUCAGAGUUUUCAAUAUCAGAAAUGUUCAGGUUCUUCAACAUUGAUCAAUUGAACACUUGGAAAUUUUAAAAGAAUAAUACUUAUAGUGGAUAAAUAGUGGAACCAUAUAUUUUUAUGCUAGUAGCAGAAAGUUUAUGGUGAUGUUCCCCUUGUAGAAUGUUUUUAACAAAUUCCUCAAGACACAAAGAAGUUAAUGAAGAUUUAUUGAAUACCUAUAAUUUUACAUUUGACAUAAUUUUCAGUUGACAAAGCAAUGCCAUUAUUUUGUACUCUCCCCCAAUGUCUCCAAUUCUAUGCCAUCACAUUAGAUUGGAUUUUUUGAUCCAACAGGAAAUGUAUCUCUCUUGCGCCUGGGUUUAAGUGAAGAAGACUACACCUACUUGUGCACUGACAUUGACUUUGUCAUCCAUUCGGCAGCUUCAGUCAACCUGGCUUAUCCAUACAGUGUAAGUGAACUACAGGUCAGGCUUAUGUUUACCCUGGCUUAUCCAUACCGUGUAAUUGAACAACAAGUGAGGCUUAUGUUGACCUUUGUUAAUCAUGGAUAGAGAUCAGACACUUAAAACUGUACUGACCAUUUAAUAAAAGUCCUCUGACACUGAGGUAAAUGCAUGAAAUAAUUUUUUUGUGCCUGUAUUUUAAUAUUUAAGAAAGAAGAAGCACACAGCGGGAACUGGGACCUUGCUGCUGUUAGGAUGAUUUUGGAAUUAACAUUUCUGUUCAUAAAGUCAGAUACCGGGUAUUAAAACUAUUACCUUAUAUGACAAAACAGAAAAGCAAUCUUUGCAAUAAGGAGAGCGCUAAAUCAGUGUCAGCUGAUUUUAAGCAGAGUUGAAGAAUUGCAUCAAUGUCAGCUGAUUUUAAGCAGAGUUUGAAGAAUUGCAUCAAUGUCAGCUGAUUUUAAGCAGAGUUGAAGAAUUCCAUCAAUGUCAGCUGAUUUUAAGCAGAGUUGAAGAAUUGCAUCAAUGUCAGCUGAUUUUAAGCAGAGUUGAAGAACUGCAUCAAUGUCAGCUGAUUUUAAGCAGAGUUGAAGAAUUCCAUCAAUGUCAGCUGAUUUUAAGCAGAGUUGAAGAACUGCAUCAAUGUCAGCUGAUUUUAAGCAAAGUUGAAGAAUUCCAUCAAUGUCAGCUGAUUUUAAGCAAAGUUGAAGAAUUCCAUCAAUGUCAGCUGAUUUUGAGCAGAGUUGAAGAAUUCCAUCAAUGUCAGCUGAUUUUGAGCAGAGUUGAAGAAUUCCAUCAAUGUCAGCUGAUUUUGAGCAGAGUUGAAGAAUUCCAUUUCUCUAAUUACAAUUUUUACCUUCUGAAGUUUGCUUUCCAUUUUAAAAAUAAAUAUUUCUUGCAGGCCCUGCACGGACCUAAUGUGAUGGGCACAGCCAAUGUGAUACAAUUUGCCUCCACAGGAAAGGUCAAGGCCCUUCACUAUAUAAGGUGUGGAAUUUUUUAUUUAUUAUUUUUUUUUUUUUAAAUAGCUCAAAUUAAUCACUAGUACUUUUUGACAAAAUUCACCUCUGACCUAUCCAGAUAAAUUCAUAGUCAAACUUGUGUUCUAGCAAAACAUAAACUAAUUUGAGUUUGUUGGGAUCAGUUGAGUUUGUUGUGAUCAGUUGAGUUUAUUGGGAUUGGGGUCAGGGCUGAUACACAAUAAAUUCUUAAAAAUUAGUCCUCUAUAAUAUCUUUUCUUAAAACUCACCAUUAUGUAUGUAUCCUUGGCAGCACAAACGGAGUUUUCCCCCACGGCAUGCACAAGUGUAAGGAGGAUGCUGACAUCACCACAUUUGUUGAGAAGCUGACUGAUGGGUAUUCCCAGUCAAAAUGGGUGGCUGAGCAGUUGGUAUCGAGAGCCAGAGAUCGAGGUCUUCCCGUAACGAUUUACAGACCAGGUACUUUUUUUCAAUUUGUAUCAAUAUUGCUCAAAGCAAAGGGAGGUCACUUUAAGGGGGAAAAAAAAAAAACUAUCAAAGAAUGAAACAUAUAAUUAGACCAAUAAGAAGGAACUUUUCAUGAAAUAAAUCAAAAGAAAUUUAUUUCCUAAAAAGUCUAUUCUAUUUGGAAUAUAAAGUAGAUUAUAUGAGAAAAUGGAAGUUGAUUAAAGUCACAUAAAAUCAUAUGUUAUGCUAAUGAUUAAUUAGGAUUUCCUUAAAAUAUAUUUUCAUCAGUUUAUUUAAUUUUAUUUUAUUGUUGAAUCUUGUAAAUUUUUUUGAUUUCACAUAUUGGUUAUUCCUGACCAGAAAUUUGACAGUUUGCUGCAAUGUCUGUAAAUUCAAAAAAUAACAUUGGCUUUGGUCUGUCCUACUAGGCAACCUGUCAGGUGAUUCCAAGAAGGCCCACUGGAACCCCCAAGACUUCACCUUGUUGAUACUGCAGGCAUGUGCCAGGACUGGCUUGGCUCCAAAUCUAGACUGGAACAUGGAGAUGACCCCUGUGGACUUUGCAGCCAGUGUUAUUGUUAAACUGACCCAAAACCCAGACUGUGCCCUGGGCAAAACUCUGCACCUGGUCAAUGACAAACCUAUGAAAUCCAAGUAAGAAAUUUCCUACUUAUAAUAUAGUAUUUAUUUUGAACUGACCAGGAACGUUGAGAAAACCGUAUCCCAUUGAUCGACGGAAAAUUGAUCGACGGAAAUUUUGUGUCAAAUUUCAUUUUUUAACGCAUUAUUUUGUUUUACAAUAUAGUAUAGUGCGUUCAAAAAGAAAUUUGCCUAAAAUUUAAUCAUAUUAACUGAAAAUAAAAAUUCUACCAAACUUCUGUUAGAUCAAAUUUCCGUAGAUCAAUUUUCCGUUGACGCAAUUUCUUUCAAACAAAUUUCCAUCAACCUAUGAAAACAUCUUUAUCACUGUGGUGCCCCCCCCCCCCCCCAAAAAAAAAAAAAUACUUUCUCAUCUAAAACCUGCUACUUUGCAGCUGGCUCCCUAAACAUCAGCCUCAAAGGGUUAACACCACAAACAUCAUUUCAUAGUUGGUGACAUGUAGUCAUUUAACAGACUCAAACACUAUGUGUAACUACUAAUUGUGUGAUUGUGCUUUAUUGAUCCAAGGACAGAAUACAAUUUCAAAUGCCCUCAUCAGUCAAACAAAAACUGCUUGAAUUUAAAUUAAAAUGUGUCCCACCUAUGAAAUAAAAGGUAAAAGAGGAAAAAGGGCGGACACAAGUCCUUCACAACAACAGCUUGAAGUUUAUCACAGGUCCAAACCCUUUAUAUUUUGUUUAUCAUUUAAUAAGAAUGUAAUUCUAAGAUAAUAUUCAGUUUUCAUUUCUUGUCCUUCUCUAGACAAGUGUUUCAAUGGAUGAACAGUCACGGGUAUCCCCUACAACUCCUGGACUUUGAUCUGUGGAAAACAAGGUAUAACACCCGUUCCUAAUUCUACAAUUCCCAUGAUGAUUGACAGAAGAGUAAAAGGACGGGGGAGGGACGUUGCUACAAUUUUGAAUGUCUUAGCUAGUUUUAGGAUGUCAAUGGGAUGUCUGGAAUCUUAUGGACACAACUAAAACCUGCUUCUGAAGUUAUCCUUAGAAUUUUAUUUCUGUUUCUCAUAACUAUCAGCGUUCUCUAAGUCUGUGGCCCAAUUUCUCUACAGAGUUAUAGAAGAGCUGGCAUCCAGCAAUGAGUCAAGUACUCCCAGCAUUGAAGCAAUGACGCCCGUGCUAGAUUCUUACAUCAGGUAAGGACAACCUGUUUUAAAAAAUACAAUUUUAACUUACACACACCAUGUCUAUCCGGUUCAACUUCACCAAGCUGAGCCCCCGCAUGAACUGGUGCAUUGUCAAGGUUACUAAGUCAAGAUGGAAAUAUUUGUGAAGACGAUGACAGAUAAUUUUGAUUUUUUAAAUUUCAGGGCUUCUCAUUUCCUGACCGAUUUGAGCACAUUCAGCAAUGAAACCCUUCAAAAGGUUCUCACAGAACUAGGAAUGUUGUACCCUUACACUGAUGCCCGUUUGCUACGCACAUAUUUCUCAGAAUUGUCCGGGCGAAAUGUCAUUGGGAGAAGAAAGAGCACAAGCUGUGAGUAGUUCAACUCUAAGUAAAUUUUACUGAAUGGACAAUGUGAUCAUUUAUUGAAACAACACAUUUAGCUAUUAAGAUUUUUAAAAUUCAGUUGGAAUUCAUCAGCAAUAAUUUGAAACAACUAGAUCUUCUAUUAACUUUACAUUGAAACAGCUAGAUCAUGUAUUGAUUUUACAUUGGAACAUCAAGAUCUUGUAUUGAAUUUACAUUACAACAAACUUGAUCAUGUAUUGAUUUUACAUUGAAUCUAGAUCAUGUGUUGACUUUAGAUUGAAACGGCUAGAUCAUGCACUGCUUUUACUUUAAAACAACUAGAUCAUUGCAAUUUGGAAUUAAGGUUUUGAAAUUAAAAUAAAAGUUUUCAUUUUUCAAAAAAAUAUCAUUGUAAUAAAAUGUUAAAAUAUUUGGUUUAAAGCCUAUAUUAUAUUUAAAUACAAAGUAUCUUUAAUUUAAAAAAAAAGGUUGUCCUAGAACCUGGUUGAGUUUAUAAAGGGGAGCUAAAUGGUGUCAAGUAGGAAAAUUAAUUCCAAAAUUAUAGAUGUAGGAAAAGCCAUACGAAUGCAGCCAAAAUUACUACAGUUUUUUUAAGCAGCACCCACACUCAUAAAGAUACUGAAAGGAAAAAGUUUCAAACUGAUAAAGUUAAAAUCCAUUACAAGUAACUGACUCUGUUUGGUUCCUCACAAUAUUUGUUUUAGAUUCAUUGUAAGAUUUGAGUUAUCUACAGUUAGUUGUGUCCGUCAAGACUCACGAUCUUAUUUUUCACAGUAACUAUACAUAUUAUUUCACUUCCUGUAAUCCUGGUUUUGGAAAAUCCAACUCCCGGCAAUAACAAUGGCGAUCACUUAAGUUUUUAACUAGUUUCUAUUUCUUGUCAUAUUUUCAUUUGCCCUGUCUGCUGAAGAAGCGUUCUCAUCUUAUUGUCCUGUCUUUCGAUUCAAGCUUCCACAUACGUUGUCCUACUAUUUCCUUGAGUUAUAUCCAGCUGGUGACUCUGCAGCUGCACAUGUAAUGAAUUUAAUAAAAGAAUUGAUUUAUCACACCACACUUCUUUCUUCCCAGUGACUCGUCCUUUAGAGGGCAGGGUCGCUAUAGUUACCGGAGCCUCUAGUGGGAUAGGCCAGGCCAUAGCCAUCGUCCUUGCUGGUGCCGGUGCCAAAGUGGCAUUGGCUGCCAGGAGUGAUCAGGCCAUGCAGGACACUGUGAAGAGUAUUAAAGAUGACGGCGGAGAGGCCAUCGCCGUCAAGACAGAUGUAACAGACAGAUCUCAGGUAAUUCUAAAGUUUGGUCAGUUCUUGUGAGUCAAUAGAAAACUGCAGAGCCAUUUCUGGCCUGAGAAAACAUUUACAAAUUUUCAUAUUAAAUAUUUUUGCCCUUCUUUGUUAUUAACCAUUUAUUAAAUGUUCAAAAUGUAUUCUUUACAAUAAUGUAUGAGAGAAAAUAAAACCAACAUCAAAUUAUGUUGUUAUCAUUAUUAACCAUAAUAAAAACAAGGCAGCAACAUAUUUUUCUUGAUGUAAAUUCUGAGGUCUUAUGUUUGUCUACAUUUUUUUUUUUUAAAAAGGGGGGGGGGAAUAAUAUACGUUGUAUUUAUCAACUUGAAAAAUGGCUUCUGGCAAAAUGGAAUUUAAAACCAAUCAAUGCGAGAAUUACCAGUAAUUUGCUUAUACAAAUUCAAGCCAAACCAUGCAAUAAUUGUAAAAAAAAAUAUUUGUCUGUUCCUAAUUGUUGAAUCUUGAUUGAUUUAACAGGUGAAAGCUUUGGUCAAACACACAGAAGCAAGUCUAGGUGCAGUGGACAUUCUGGUCAACAAUGCAGGAGUCAUGUACUACACAUUGAUGAAAAAUCUCCAUGAAGACGAGUGGGACAGACAGAUAGAUGUCAACUGUAAGGUAAGACUGAGGAUGCCAUGAGUGUCAACUGUAAGAGAAGACCGACAAUUCCAUGAACGUUUUUAUUAAAGAGCCGGGCUGUCAUGAAUGAUAUUGGUGCAGUGCUUGAUGGGAUGUUAACUUUUGUUUCAGGGUGUCAUGAAUGGUAUUGGUGCAGUGCUUGAUGGGAUGUUAAAACGAGGACGGGGCCACAUUGUCAAUAUAUCCUCAGAUGCUGGGAGAAAGGUUUGUUCUAUGCCCAGUGUUCAUUCAAGCAUGCUAUCAUUACUUUCUGUGAUGUUACUCAUUACUUUCUGUGAUGUUACUCAUUACUUUCUUUGAUGUUACUCGUUACUUUCUGUGAUGUUACUCAUUACUUUCUGUGAUGUUACUCAUUACUUUCUGUGAUGUUACUCAUUACUUUCUGUGAUGUUACUCGUUACUUUCUGUGAUGUUACUCAUUACUUUCUGUGAUGUUACUCAUUACUUUCUGUGAUGUUACUCAUUACUUUCUGUGAGCUGGUAAAGAGCACAACUGUUUAAUUUAUUAGCUCAUUUUAAAUGAAUGCUUAGAGGUGAUUGAAGGUACAUUAUAGUAGAGUCCUUAGAGGUGAUUGAAGGUACGUUACAGUAGAGUCCUUAGAGGUGAUUGAAGAUACGUUAUAGUAGAGUCCUUAAAUGUGAUUGAAGGUACAUUACAGUAGAGUCCUUAGAGGUGAUUGAAGGUACGUUAUAGUAAAGUCCUAAAUACCUUACCUAAACCGGAUCAAUGUGAGUUUGACUUAUAGGGAAUCAAUGAUUACCCACAACUGUCAUAAACAGGUUGAGAAGUAUAGAUCAAAAAGAUUUGUUUGCAGAACAUGUGCCCUUCCCAGCUACUGCUUCAGGGGUGCGCUUACAUGGGCUCUACAAGAGAUAUAAUGUAUCUUGACAUCAACAGCUAUAAGGAGCAGUUUAUGUUUUGUGUAGAGCCGCAGAGUGUGGCUGUUUGUCAUGUAAAGAUAAUUAUAUGUGAUCUAUUUGUUUUAUGAUUUGAAAUUUACUUUAAAAACUACUGUGAAUUUAACAUUUCCAGGCUUUUCCUGGCUUGGCUGUGUAUACUGGCACCAAGUUCUUUGUUGAAGGAAUGUCUCAAGCCCUGAGACACGAGGUCGCUCAUACUGGGGUCAAGAUCACAACUGUACAACCCGGUGAUGUUCAAACAUCACUUGGUGCCACAGCUACUGAUACAGAGGUCAGUGAUAUUUUUUUUAUAAGAGUACAGUGCUCAGCAUUUUUUCUGCUAUAGAUGAUAGAAUUCAGCCAUCAAUAGCAUAUAAGUAAAUUAAGGAAAAUCUGUAUCACUGCUGCACAUUUUUUGUUCACUUGUUGGAAAAUUGAAAUAAAAUAACUACCGGAAAAAGAUACAGGCAUAUUUUGUGAUAUAAUUCCAAUAUUCACAAUUUUUUAUUAGGAUUACAUAACUAUUUAUUAAUAAUGGUUUGCCAAAAAACUGAAUCAGCAUUUUACUUCACUGUCUAAUGUACAUAUUAGUUUUUUUUCUCAUCAACUGAAUGAUAAUAUGAACAAGGUUGAGGUUAAUGUUUGUUGCCAUUUUGGUUAGAAGUGUUUGUACUAAAAGCAAUCUUCUUAAUUUUAGAGGUAUUUUAAUGAAUAGAAUGCACAGCAUUUUUGUGGCAAGUGAAUUAUUUUAUUCUAAUAAAAACAUGUCUCUUUGCUUGUAUUUUUUGUUUUUGUUUUUUAAGUUUAUGAUUCGUAAACGGAAUAAAACACUAAUAGAAAUUUGUUUAAAGACCAUAAUUUGUUUCACACAGGCGCUUACGAUGUACGGAGGUGUUGCAAAACAUCAGUUUCUUGAUUCCAACGAUAUAGCCAGAGCUGUGUUGUAUGCCGUCUCCCAACCCAGGAAUGUGGCCAUUAAUGAAAUACUCAUUGAGCCCAGGGAGGCACCUGUGUAAUGGAACACAGAUGAAUCCAGGAUUGACCAGGGGCAAGAAGUUGAUCAAUCAUUUAUUCUGUUAGUAUGUUUUCUUUUGUCACCUUAAAAUGUACUGCAAUAAAUUGGAGUUUAAAAAUAGCCAGCAAAACAACUCUCUCUUGUGGGAAAUGGUUUAAUGAAAUGUUCAGAGAUAACUGUUUAAACCAAUGUUUCUCAACCUUCCUAAUGCCGUGACUCUUUAAUACAGUUCCUCAUAUUGUGGUGACCCCCAACCAUAAAAUUAUUUUCAUUGCUACUUCAUAAAUGUGUUUUCUGAAGUUCUUAUGCACAGGUUGAGAACUUCUGGUUUAAACAGUAAUUCCUCCUGAUGGUACAUUCAGCUGAUAACUUUACAGUAUCAUUCCCCACUUAUUUUUGUUAAUUCAAUGAUGUUAGUUUUAUUUGUUGUUCUUAGAUUCCAUGUUUACAUUUCUGUUGUAUCUUUAAGAUUUACUUUGAGCUCUUUGUGGGCCUUUUUAACUUUUUUAAUGUACAUUUUUGGUCCCCUUCCCUGCUAUUAAUAUAAAAAUCUGAUUUUAAUUACAGAAAGUCUCUUUGUUUUGUUUUUUUUGGUAAGUUUUUGUGGGCUUCAAGACUUAUGUUGUGGUCCAUGGGCACCCGCAGAAAACUUUCUUGGGG
Messenger RNA from Lymnaea stagnalis (great pond snail), 20802 nucleotides. NCBI's taxonomy places the organism in Eukaryota, Metazoa, Mollusca, Gastropoda, Lymnaeidae. The record is from the annotation of a GenBank genome assembly.